UGACUUGAUUGGAUCUUUUAUUCAUAAACCAAUGUGAGCACCCGCACCCAAAAUUUUCGGAACAAAAUCAAAUUUCUUGAGAGGCAUAACGAAAGUAACGAGAAAAGUUAAAAUUUUGAUAAGUAGCAAUGCCGUGCGAUGGCAAUGCCAAUCUGUAUAUAGGUAAACAGGAAUCAAGUGUAUCUCACAACUCGAGCGCCAUGGGUUCUACUUCUGAUAUUGGUGCAUCGGUUAUCGAGGCUGGUGCUAGUGGAAACCUCAGCAAGCUUAAGGCAAUUAGAAAAAAAGUUGGUGAUGAAUGGGAAUUCCGCAAAAUAUGCGAUCAAUGUAGUGACUUCUCCACUGGCUGGAGUGUCUUGCAUCACGCGGUUGAAAUCGGACAUUUUGAGAUUUGUAAAUUCUUGAUCAAGAACGUCCAAGUUUCUGUUGAUCCCUUCACUUACAAGAUGGAUACUCCACUAACACAAUCUGCCAAAGGGGGACAUGUCAAAAUUGUGGAGUUUCUCAUUGAACAUGGUGCUGGCAUUAAUCUUGCAAAUGUUGAGGGAUUCACUCCCUUGAGCUAUGCAAUUCUUAAAGGUAAUAUGGAGCUUAUGGAGUUGUUGCUGAGAAACCGUGCUUACGUAGACGCACAGUGUGUAGAUGGAACGCCUUUACAAAUUGCUGUUUCUCGUGGAGAUGUUGAGGCUGUCAAGUUUCUCUUGUCUCAUGGCGCAAACCCAGAUUAUUUUUAUGUAGUUGCGGACUGCCCUCUUGGAAUCGCAGUCAAGUCUCGCUCAUUUGAAUGCCUGAAAUUGCUGCUCAAGGCUAAUGCGAACCCGAGUGUCUAUUUCAACGGGUUUAGUCCUUUGUCAGCUGCUGCGAGAGAUGAUGACACAAAAUUUCUUACAUCUUUGCUUGCAGCUAAAGCAGAUCCAAAUUUAACAGAAGAAGAUAUCUUUAAACCUAUCGAGGAGGCUGCUAUGUUGCGUAACCGUGUAGCUAUGGAGAUUUUGCUUCCAGUGACUAAACGGCUUGCAUAUCAUCCAAAUUGGACUAUCGAUGGCAUAAUCGAACACAUUCAGUCUGAUGAAUUUAUGGCAAUGGGCGCGUUCAAAGUGCAAAUGCUCUUGAGUAAACUAGACACCAGAGGGAUGCAAUGCGCGUGGAAUAAGGAUUUAUACUCUGCAAUGGUACAAUAUAAAACGGCUACUAAUUUUCGUCCAUGUAACACGACAUGGCUGUCAAAGCUAAGCAUGUGGGAAGCGCGCUUGGAUUUGAAGAUUCCUGCUUUGUUAGGUGCUCAGAAAUGCAUUAGACUCAUGCCAGACCUCCCCAUCCCGGUUCGAGGAGAAAUUGAUGAUGCAGCUAAUGUAAUAUUCAUGAGAUUCCUCAUGGCAGCCCUUGCCUUCUCCUUGGAUCCUUACAACAACGAAAUCGGCUUUCAAUUUAGAGUUUGUUUGUUUGAUUACUUUGUUUGGUUGAUUCAGAUGAGCAGCUCGGACGAGAUCUUGAGUAUUAUCUGAUGUUUAACAUAGAUAAUAUUGGAUCAUAUUCUGUUGUCACUUAUAUACAUCGAUUCAUACAGUGUUAUUAUAUUACAUCAUUUCUCGGCUACAUGUGGCAAGUAUGUUGUAUCGUUAGGCACUGCUCUCGUUUAGUCCACAUCGCUAAAGUACAUAACGUAGAGGAAAAUGAAAAAAAAAAACUGUGAAUCAC
This is a messenger RNA of Salvia splendens (bonfire salvia), 1698 nucleotides long. RefSeq names its product ankyrin-1. The transcript is spliced from 12 exons. Gene Ontology annotation, molecular function: protein binding. The coding region runs from base 129 to 1505 and encodes 458 amino acids. Lineage: Eukaryota; Viridiplantae; Streptophyta; Magnoliopsida; Lamiales; Lamiaceae. The record is from RefSeq and is a predicted model, not a curated record.